AGGAAGUGAGUGAUGAAGGUGCUACGCAGGCGCAAAUUGACCUUUCGGUUGAAGAACCCGUCGGUCACAUGUGAGUGUCGAUAAAUACCUUAGUUUUAUCGUGAUUCUGCUUUCAAUAGUCCUAAUUACUAUUUUCAUCACUCCACACCGUAGGUAAAGCACCGCACACACCAUGGGUGACAUCGAGGAUACUCACUUCGAGACCGGGGACUCCGGCGCCUCGGCCACGUUCCCCAUGCAGUGUUCGGCGCUCCGCAAGAACGGCUUCGUCAUGCUCAAGGGCCGCCCCUGCAAGAUCGUCGAGAUGUCUACCUCUAAAACCGGCAAACACGGCCACGCCAAAGUGCACUUGGUCGGCAUCGAUAUAUUCAACGGCAAGAAAUACGAAGAUAUAUGUCCCUCCACCCACAACAUGGACGUGCCCCACGUGAAGCGUGAGGACUACCAGUUAACUGACAUUUCCGAUGACAACUACCUUACACUGAUGGCCGACAACGGCGACCUGCGCGAGGAUCUCAAGAUUCCGGAGGGCGAACUUGGCACCCAGCUUCGCACUGACUUCGAACUUGGCAAAGAGUUACUGUGCACCGUGCUGAAGUCUUGCGGUGAGGAGUGUGUGAUCGCAGUGAAGGCAAACACGGCUCUCGACAAAUAAACCUGCAACAGCAUUUAUAGGGUUAUAACAAACAUAUAAUUUUUUUACAAUCAAACAACUCUUACAUAAAUGUAAAACAUAAUAUUAUGUAUAAUUUAACUUAAAAUAUGACUGUUUAACGCCGGCCCGGCAUCCGCGUUCGCACGAACCUCAGUGGCAGUUCACGAAAAUUAGGAAACUUGCAACAAAACGUCGACAUUUCACCUAAACUGGCAGGCGUCAAAUGUUACCUAUAUUUGACGCUAGGUAGGCUAUGAAACGACCGUGCCACCAACUUGUGGUUCCAGCCAACCAAUCAGUUCAGGUGCCGGCGUCGCUAGUGGAGAAUUUUGUAUUGAUAUUUUAUGAAAUUCGAGAAGAAAUGGCAAUAAAUUCUUUCUACAUACGAACAUUUAAAAUAGCUUAAUUAUAUAUCAAUACUAGCUGAUACCCGCGCGACUUCGUUUGUGUGGAUUUUGCAAUGGCGGCUGACGCGGCUCUAAUUCCAAUCGCCCACCUGAACAGAUAAGUUGGUGGCACUGUAUCUUUGAUUUCACGUCACCCUAGCCUUGACAUAUGUCGAUUCGGGAUCGAAAGCGAGGGUUUCCUCACUAGUUCACUCUGCCUCACUGGCGAUCUCUGCGAACAUUCAACUGAUAGUGAUGUGGCCGGUAGCAAUAAAGCUUGCAGAAGUCUUUCCGCAAGAAGUUUCGUAACUUUCCCCUGGAAAAAAUUGCAGAAAUUGAUUUGCAAUGCAAAUGACUUGCUAGAGAUAUGAUUGCCAGUUUUAUUGCUUGUGCACACUAAAACUAAAUAGGGACUUAAUUUAUUGCGAACUUAAUAUAAAUAUAAGUUAUCAGUUAUGUACACAUCCCAUACAUAAAAGUAACCGAAUCUUACAAAUGAACUGUUAAAAAAGUGUUUUUCAUGAAUUUUUGUUAUGUUAUUUUUAAAAAAUCGAUUUUAAUCGAUAAGCGAAGUGGCCAUUGACCCAAGUCGAAUAAAAGCAUAAAAGGAAGCAAGUAAAAUUUUAAUUUAUUUGAUAUUAUAUAAAAAUAAUAUAUGAAAAUGGAUGUUGUCCUGUAUGCGUUCCUAUAUCAUUCAUCUGAUUGUGAUGAAACUUUGUACAGUUGUUGUUGGCGCUUGUAGGGAGGUUUGUGACAUAGUACAAUCAACGCAUGCCGGGCAUCGGCUGAAGUGUCACCAACUUAUCCGUUCAGGUGGCAGCGUUAAUUUACGAAGAAAAACUUUUUACACUGCGAGGAUUCAAUCAAUAUAGCUUACUUAUAUUGCAAUACUCGUUGCUGCCCGCGAGUUCGCGCGGGUUUUGAAAUGGCGUCUGACGCGGCUCUGGUUCCAAUGUUGCCCACCUGAACAGAUAAGUUGGUGGCUGUAGUUGGAGCUCGGGUGUCGCGUCGGCCGCCGGAACUUCUCGUUUGUUUUGUUUUGUUUGUUCUCUUUUCGCUUCCUCCGUCGUUUUACGUUGCGAGCCGCCGAAAGGAAAAACUUGAACGGUUUCAGACUAUCGUUUUUUGUGCGCGUUUGAAGGUCGGACCGUAUCAAAAUAUUUCAAUCACUUCGUAUGGUGCAUGCCGCACUAGAGUGAAGCUGCACAGCCGAGUCGCGGCAUAGAGAAUAUUGUGCUGUAAUACGGUCCGACCUUUACGCUCGUUUUGGUAAAAUUACACUCGCAACUAUAUACGCUUCUAGUAUACCGAACGAGCGUGUAUGAGCUCAUUCCGGCAUGUUCGCUCAAACCAGUGGGUCAGUCGGUGCCAAAAUAUUAGCGUAUUUCUUGCGUAUACAAGCGUAAGUGCGUCUAAAGUAAGUCCAACGAGACGAGAAUGUAAACAAACUGACAAUAUUGUGUAAGAGAGAUAAUAAGCCCCAAGCUCAACGGUAUAGGAGCGGACUGAUAUCCGAAAGGUCGACGGUUUAAACCCCACCCGUUGCACUAUUAUCGUACCGCCUUGCACUUUACGCUUAAUUGGAGGGGAAAGGGGAAUGUUAGUCAUGAUUGACAUGGUUAAUAGUCUUUAAAAAAAUCUCGCUUUUGCAUGUAACUUAGUAACAGUCAGUUUACUAUUUUUUAUCUCGUCUUGUUGGCUUUACUUUACGUUCCUGCGAGAUGUUGCGUGAAUAAAGGCGCACGCAUACAGGCGUACAAAAAACGCUAAUCUUUAACCGCUCGAGCGACAUUGGUGUGAACUCCAGUGUGGUGGAUAUAAUUGUUUUACACGGGGCCCGCGCGGCCCCGCGAAAAGACGAACGCAAACCGGAAGUUGUUUACCAUACUUUAAUGCUAAAUUAAUUAAAACAUUAAAAAAACCAAGAAGAAAAUCAAAAAAAAGUUUUAAAAAAUACAAAAAAAAAUAGAAAUAAAGAGAAAUUCUUGAAUGUGGGUGUGUGAUUGAUUGUGGUGUUCGCUGACUUGCGCCGCUUGCUUUGGCAUAAAUAAACACAGCAUAUUCAUUCAUUCAUUUCACUGAGUCCAUAAUGUAAGUUUUAAAGUUUUAAAAUGUGUCUAAAUGCGGAAUUUUUAUAGCUAUAGUGUGGCGAUUGCAAUCAUUUUCGACAGACUGAUAGUUUUCUUUUACUAUUGGCUAAAAUACAGUUUUAGUAAGACUGCCUUAAAUUUAGCUAAUAACCAUUGCGAUGAUCGCAAUAUAUAGAUAGCUACUUUGCUUCGAGACUAGUGGGUUAAUCUAUUAAAUUAAUCAUCUAAAAGUUUUAUUAAUGAUCAUCACUAUCAAUCGUUAGACGUCCACUGCUGGACAUAAGUAUCUUAUAGGAACAUCUUUAAAUUUGUAUAUACCAUAAUAAUUUGACAGACUAAAAUCUCGAAGUUACAUCCAUACACCUAAAAAUAAUAGAUUUACUUCAAAACUUACAAUAGGAGCUCAGAAAUGCAGACAGCUUGUUAUUUGACUGUCAUUGAAAAAUGUAUCUUCCGUACAUGACAAAAGGCUCAGAUUUGAAUGAACGAGCUGUGACGUCCUAAAGCGGUGCAGCGCUGGUCAACGAACUCCUUUAGUCCUUUGACGGCGUGCGGGUAACGCCGCGUACCCUUCGGCCAACACUUGCCAUCUGUUCAAAUGACUCCGUUUCUAUAUCAAAAAUAUCAUAAUAUAUCCUAUGAGGCGCUCUACCUACAUGAGUAAGUGGCUCGCAGCGAUUCAGUCAUAACUCAUAUAGUAUCAACUA
Molecule: messenger RNA, 3838 nt
Organism: Maniola jurtina (meadow brown)
Lineage: Eukaryota; Metazoa; Arthropoda; Insecta; Lepidoptera; Nymphalidae
Gene: eEF5
Product: eukaryotic translation initiation factor 5A
Exons: 4
Coding region: 173-655 (160 amino acids)
Biological process (GO): positive regulation of translational termination; positive regulation of translational elongation
Molecular function (GO): RNA binding; ribosome binding; translation elongation factor activity
Source: RefSeq, a predicted model, not a curated record